Aspergillus versicolor CBS 583.65 is the source of this 2180-nucleotide messenger RNA. RefSeq names its product histone methyltransferase DOT1 (gene dot1). Gene Ontology annotation, cellular component: nucleosome; nucleus. Gene Ontology annotation, biological process: regulation of transcription regulatory region DNA binding; subtelomeric heterochromatin formation; DNA damage checkpoint signaling. Gene Ontology annotation, molecular function: histone binding; histone H3K79 methyltransferase activity. The transcript has 2 exons. The record is from RefSeq and is a predicted model, not a curated record. Bases 232 to 1743 code for a protein of 503 amino acids. Lineage: Eukaryota; Fungi; Ascomycota; Eurotiomycetes; Eurotiales; Aspergillaceae.
GCUGCUUUUCUUCACCCGCCAUCGAUCUCACGCGGGCCGGGGCUGGAUUUUCGCAUUUGCUUCACACGCUCUUUUACCCUUUUCUCUCGUUACUCUGCAGCUUGUCGUACAUAUGUUGCUGCCAGUGUAAAUAUUCCCUUGUCUAUAUUACUGCCUCUCUUUCUUCCGAGUUGAUUUUUAUCUUCGCUUUUCAUACUUUAUUCCAGCCCGCCCGACCGCCACUACUACUCGAUGGGAUUCUUUGAUCACCUCCAAAGAGGAGGCUUUUCGCUCCAACCGAAGAAGCCGCAGAUUCGUCAGGUGGUACAGUCGCGACCUGCCCCCUCCUCACGCCCGGCACCUCAAAUCGCAAAUAAGCCUUCCUCAGGAAAUCUCUCCGCCGAACCUCGGCAGAAGACUCGAGAAUCCGCCAGCCGGUCAGCCUCGGGGGAUAGAAAGCUCUCACAAUCGAAGCGGCGACUGACGCCGUUACGGAACCGAAAGCGCCCGACUCCCGAACUGCGGUUGUCUAGUGAUGAUGACGACGAGGGGAGCGACACGGAUACCUCUCUCGAAGUACGCAAACGCGCAAGGACAGGUGACAGCGCAGAGCCGGAUUAUGGGAGACGGCUGCGAUCAGUGAAGGCGUUCUCUGGGGAUGACGCUAAAUCGCUUCCCAUUGUACACGCGGCGGAGAUCACGUCUGUGCAGAAGCCGGGGAAGUUCAAGCCAGCAUUUGGGAAUGCAGAUCAGACCUCGGAAAUUCUCCUGCAGUAUCCUAGUGCGACGCCGAAAGAAAGAUACGAAGUGGUGGUUCCCCGCGACGAUAAUGAGUUUAAACCCCUCGAUGAUAUUGUCCAGGUAAUCGAAACAAUAACCCAGGCAUACAUACCUGAGGACGAACUGGACGAAUUCAACAAUGAGUCGAGUGGUAUUAAGCGAAGAUUACGGCGCGGCCUCGCACGCGGAGACGAACCCGAGUUUCGCCAAUCUGUCACGGACUAUAACCAAGCCAUUGAACGUCUACGGGAAAGCGGAAGUGUCGCGAAAAAUCUAGACGCCACUCACCGGCUUAGUUUGCCUCACGUCGAACGAAUCCUGACACAGAUCUAUUCUCGGACGGUGUCACCACGAGUUGAAUCUCUUCGACAAUAUGAGAAUGGAUCUGACAACGUGUAUGGUGAACUUCUUCCUCGGUUUAUCAGCUCUAUCUUCAAAGAAACCGGGCUUAAAUCGAAUCAUGUUUUCGUUGACCUCGGGUCCGGAGUGGGGAAUGUGGUUCUACAGGCAGCCUUGGAAAUAGGUUGCGAGAGCUGGGGUUGCGAGAUGAUGCAAAACGCAUGCGACCUGGCAGAGCUUCAACAGUCAGAGUUCAAGGCGCGAUGCCGCCUGUGGGGCAUUGCACCAGGAAAGACUCACCUAGUGCGAGGAGAUUUCCUCAAGGAGCAAAGCAUUAUCGAUGUUCUGAAAAGAGCCGAUGUUGUCUUGAUAAAUAACCAAGCCUUUACCCCGCAACUCAAUAACGAAUUGAUCAACCAUUUCUUGGAUAUGAAGGAGGGAUGCCAAAUCGUCUCCCUCAAGUCAUUCGUCCCUGUUGGCCAUAAGAUUCAGUCGCGGAAUCUUAAUUCACCUAUCAACCUUUUGACAGUCAAACAAAGACAUUAUUGGUCUAACAGUGUUAGUUGGACUGAUGUUGGUGGCUCAUAUUUCAUCGCCUCGAAAGAUAGUUCUCGGCUCAAGGCUUUUUCGGAUAGUUUGGCAUAAGCUAUUCUCGAUACCGUGGCGCCGCAGAACACUAUUUGGACAAAUGCCUCCUUGUAUAAACUUUUUUGAGUUCUUUUGGUGCACGGAAGAUGUUGUAUUUUGACGACGUAAAUAGGAUACCAUUAUUAUUGCCAAUACAGAAUAGAUACCAUAUUUCACCUUCAUUAUAAAAAUUACUGGAGUUUUACAGGUCACCAGAUCGCCAGGGGCACAUUGUCCACUUUAUGAGUUCAAGGCAUGCGUUCAAAUCUAAAGGCCCAGUUUAUGAAGAGUAGCGUACUGUCUACGCAGUGGAAUGUUCUAUAUGCCGGAGGGAUAUUAGAAAUGAAAGGGGGCGGCCAGCUAUUCACCAAAUUCAAAGAAAGCCAGGGAGGGUAUCACGAGAACUUGGAAGCAUCAUUCAUGGCAUCUGCCUCUAUCCCCAUCCUGGCCAUCCA